CCAGUCGCCACUCCGGAGUUUGUCCCAACGCAUGUCAGUUGUGGAUUGUGAUAAACAAAAUAAAAUUGAAACUGGUUAAGAUGAGGAUACGCAUUGAAGAUGUCUGCCUUGCCCUGGCCAUCGUAAAUGCAAUCACCACAGGACUGGCCCUGUUGGGGAGCCUUGUCUUGAUGUUCAUAUUUAUCACCAGUGCUUUAAGCCAGACAAAUUAUACAGGUGAUGGCAGCAGCCAAGAAAUAUAUCAAAAUAUCGUAUCAGAUGAGGUCUUCAACACGUUUUUCGGGACCUUUAUUGCCAUACUGGUGCUGGGUUCACUCAUCUCCUUCAUCUUUUCUGUGCUUCUUUGCAACGGAAUUUCCAACCGCAAGGCAGGGCAAGUAAAGGCCUACUUCAUCUACGGCGUGAUAACGACAGCCAUGGCGGGCCACGUCACAGCCGCGGUACUGUUCGAUGGUCGUGACAUACAGACCGGCCUACUGUCCCUACUCGGCUGUGUCCUCCAGUCGCUGUUCCUCGUACUAGUUUACAAGACUUACACGAAGCUGGGCAGAGAGGCGAUGUUCAAGAAUCACUCCCGUCUGAUAGAGAGCUAAUUAGGCGGUUGUUGUAACUGACAAGUCCGGCACAGAAGAUAUA
Molecule: messenger RNA, 636 nt
Organism: Cydia fagiglandana
Lineage: Eukaryota; Metazoa; Arthropoda; Insecta; Lepidoptera; Tortricidae
Exons: 6
Coding region: 81-593 (170 amino acids)
Source: RefSeq, a predicted model, not a curated record